Caenorhabditis briggsae is the source of this 1344-nucleotide messenger RNA. RefSeq names its product Protein CBR-PHO-1 (gene Cbr-pho-1). Bases 1 to 1344 code for a protein of 447 amino acids. Gene Ontology annotation, biological process: dephosphorylation. The record is from RefSeq and is a predicted model, not a curated record. Gene Ontology annotation, molecular function: phosphatase activity. NCBI's taxonomy places the organism in Eukaryota, Metazoa, Nematoda, Chromadorea, Rhabditida, Rhabditidae. The transcript has 11 exons.
AUGGUUUCUGCCAUUUCAAUUAUCGGGCUCUUUGCUCUCACGGGUUUUUCUACUUCUUAUACAAAUGGUACUAAGGAAUUGGUUUUUGUUCAAACGCUCUGGAGACAUGGAGAUCGUUCACCAACUAAAACGUUCCCAACUGAUCCAUAUCAAGAGAGCGCAUGGACAUUUGGAGGUGGUGGAUGGGGACAAUUGAGUCCGACCGGAAUGAAACAGCACUUGAAUUUGGGAAAAAUGCUCCGAAGCCGCUAUGUGACAGAUUACCAAUUCUUCCCCACUAAAUACAACGCGAAGCAGAUUUAUGUCCGAUCCACUGACGUCAACAGAACCAUCAUCUCUGCUAUGUCCAAUUUGCUCGGGCAAUACGGGCAAGACGACGGAAGCAGUGUUGCAGACGUCGACUAUCCAGCAGUUGUAGGAUGGCCAAAAGGAUUCGUGCCGAUUGCAGUGCAUACUGUAGAUGAUGACACUGAUCAUCUCGGAAACAUGGAAUCCACAUGUCCAUUCCGUGAGCAAGUAUGGAAUCUUGCAAAAACAUCCGAUGAGGUUAAGAACUUCACAAAUUCUGAUAAGGUUCAAUCAAUGCUUGCAAAACUGACGAAUUACACGGGAGAAACAGUUGACAUUGAUAACCUUUGGAUUAUCACAAAUGCGUUAUACAUUGAGCAAAUUUAUUUCAAUGAUUCAAUUCGAACGAAGAAUUCCUGGUUCACUGAUGAUUUGUAUGCUCAAGCAGAUGCCAUCAACGACCAAGUUCAGCUUUAUCAAAACGGAAUUUUUAAAAACAUGCCAAAUGUCGUGAAUGGCCACGAUGUUGGAGUUUUGACCCGUAAGAUUCGAGGAGGACCAAUCUUAAAUGAUAUGGUGAUGCAUAUGAAUAUCAAGUUGGCAUGUCAAGGAAUGACAACUCCCAAUUGCACAUGGAUCAAUAAUUUGAAGAAUUAUGUCUACUCGGCUCACGACACAACAAUAUACGCCUUCUUCUCAGCUCUUCUAAUUGAAGAAUAUGCAGUGAAACCAUCUGGAGGAUAUCCAUUGUACUCUGCAGCUGUACUUCUUGAAUUGUACGUUGAUAGUGCUGACAAAAAACCAUACUUCAAAAUGAUCUACCACGAACAAGACGGAAGUGGAUUCAAGACAAUCACUCAAGGAAUUCAAGGAUGCUCUUCGGAUUACUGUGAUUUGGAUGUUUUGAGAAACUUUUCAGCGACUAUUCAACCAGAUCAACCCAUUGAUCAGUGGUGCUACUCGGAUCUGAACAAAUAUUCCGGUGUGAGCACAGUAUCGAUGCUUCUCAUUGCAGUGAUCCUGGCAGUUCGAAACGAUUUCUUCGGUCUGUUUUAA